CAGCGACCGGCUGCCUCGGGUCCAUGAUGGAGAAAGUUCCAUGCGAUGUUCACGGUGGCGUGUGCUUGUUAAAAACUGGCAUCAAAGAUGGAGCCAGCAAGGGCAAAAGCUUCUACGUGUGCGUGGACAAACGCGGCUGUGAUUUUAGCAAGACGGCGAGCAUCUCGCCAUCCCACUGCCUCCAGCAUGAAGACUCGGUGGUGGAACUCCAAGGGCUGACUUCCAACCAGCAGCACCAGAACCACAGGUUGUACUACAGGUGCAUCGUGGGUAAAAAAGCAGGCCAGAAAUGGUGUGGAAAUGUUCCCUGGACUGCGCCUGAGCAGCAGCAGCAGAAACAUGGAGAACAGGCCCAGGUUCUCCACCUGCCGCCUGUCAGAAACCCCUUCAAGGCUCCUGAGAAAACGUGUGAAGACUCUGAGUGGAAGAGGAUGCAGCACGCUCACACUGAGCAGAAAGGAGGAGAAGAGGUGGCACGGAGGGAGGGCGAGGGGAAAGAAAAUGUGGAGAAGAAAAGUGCGUCAGAAGGCCAAGGGAAGCUGGUCACUCACAGAGGCCAGCAGCUUCCAGCGGGUAUGACGCUGAAGAAGAAGUCUUCUGAACAGGAGGGAGACCACCUCAAAGUGGAGCAGACACCUUCCCCAAGCAGUGGCAGAGCUACAGAGCCAACAUCCUCAGAUGUUCUUCAGGACUGCAAGCAGCAAGCUGCAGGAGCGACAGCCAGGGUCUCCAAAAGCCACACUGCCGCCUCCUCCCGUGGGCCCGCGACCAGCUCUUCCAAGCAUGAGGAGGAAGACGAGGUGGUGUUUGUGUCCCAGAAAACUCCCCCUGCCUCCACCGUCCAGAAGACCUUGACCGCAGGAUCGACAGCCAGCGUCUCCAAAAGCCACACUCCCGCCUCCUCCCGCGGGCCCGCGACUGGCGCUCCUGAGCAUGAGGAGGACGACGAAGUGGUGUUUGUGUCCCAGAAAACUCCCCCUGCCUCCACCGUCCAGAAGACCUUGACCGCAGGAACGACAGCCAGCCACUCCAAAAGCCACACUCCCGCCUCCUCCCGCGGGCCCGCGACUGGCGCUCCUGAGCAUGAGGAGGACGACGAAGUGGUGUUUGUGUCCCAGAAAACUCCCCCUGCCUCCACCGUCCAGAAGACCUUGACCGCAGGAACGACAGCCAGCCACUCCAAAAGCCACACUGCCGCCUCCUCCCGCGGGCCCGCGACUGGCGCUCCUGAGCAUGAGGAGGACGACGAAGUGGUGUUUGUGUCCCAGAAAACUCCCCCGGCCUCCGCCGUCCAGAAGACCUUGACCGCAGGAACGACAGCCAGCCACUCCAAAAGCCACACUCCCGCCUCCUCCCGCGGGCCCGCGACUGGCGCUCCUGAGCAUGAGGAGGACGACGAAGUGGUGUUUGUGUCCCAGAAAACUCCCCCUGCCUCCACCGUCCAGAAGACCUUGACCGCAGGAACGACAGCCAGCCACUCCAAAAGCCACACUGCCGCCUCCUCCCGCGGGCCCGCGACUAGCCCUCCUGAGCAUGAGGAGGACGACGAGGUGGUGUUUGUGUCCCAGAAAACUCCCCCAGCCUCCACCGUCCAGAAGACCCUGACCGCCUACCCGGGGUUUGGACCUGCUUCCAAAGCCCAAGGUCCGCUGAAGGAUCCUCAAGGGAUGCACAAGCUGCUGUCUAAGGAGCUGCAGCAGAAGAAGGCGACUCUGUCUGCAAUCAAUGUGGCGGCGCUGCCAGACAAAGGCGAGCGGCUGAGGACCCAGGUUAAAGACCUGGAGGCGGCACUGGACUCUCUGAGCCUUUCUUCAAGUUCUCAGCAUGACUGUGGAGACACGACUCCAUCCAGCAGCAGCAGCAGCAGCCGUGGGAUCAACCCCUUCAGCCGCCCCGCCAGCGCCAUCAUGCUUCCUGUCUCCCAGGCCGCAAGACCUUCUGUCCAGUCCAGCCAAGUGCACGGAGCAGCCGCCGCCCAAAUGCAGUCCUUCUAUGGCGGCAGGAUGACGGAAGAUCGUCUGCUGGCGGUGAAGAACGCCACCUGCGAGGCCAUCGACCACCUCCACAAGUCGCUAGAGUCCUGUCCCGCCCCCGACACAGAGGCCCCAGACCCUAAAGGCCUCAAGGUGUCCCUGCUGGUCCACCAGAGAGCCGCUCUGGCUUGGCUGCUCUGGAGGGAAAGACAGAAUCCAUGUGGAGGCAUCCUGGCCGACGACAUGGGCCUGGGCAAAACUCUGACUAUGAUUGCACUCAUACUGGCCGACAAGGUGAAGGCCAAACAGGAGGAAGAAAAGAAGGAGGAGGAGAAGAAGAAACCGGAGAACUGGCUCUCUAAAACUGAUUGCAAGGUGGUGUCCUCCAAAGGCACACUAAUCAUCUGCCCCGCCUCGCUACUUCACCACUGGAAGAAAGAGAUCGAGCGGCACGUCAAGGCGGGGAAGUUGACCGUGUAUUUGUACCACGGGCCCGACCGCAAGAAGUCCGCCAGAGUGUUGGCCGCUCAUGACGUGGUGGUGACCACCUACGCUUUGGUCUCCAAGGAAGCGCCCGACCCCAAGGAGGGGGAGAAACCCCAGCAGGGGGCCGACCAUGUGCCGCCGCACUCCGGCCCUCUCCUGCAAGUGUCCUGGACCCGAGUCGUUCUGGACGAGGCCCACAGCGUGAAGAACCCCAAGGUGAAGACCUCCAUGGCCGUGUGCCAGCUGAGGGCGGGCGCCCGCUGGGCCGUCACGGGCACGCCCAUCCAGAACAACCUGCUGGACAUGUACUCUCUGCUCAAGUUCCUGCGCUGCUCCCCGCUGGACGAGUACAAGGUGUGGAAGGCGCAGGUGGACAACGGCUCCAAGCGGGGCCGGGACAGACUCAACAUCCUGACCAGGACUCUGCUCCUGCGCCGCACCAAGGACCAGCGGGACUCGUCUGGCCACCCCCUGGUGGCGCUCCCUGCUCGGACCUGCAAGGUGCACCGCCUCAAACUGUCCGCGGACGAGCAGGCGGUCUACGACGUGGUCUUUCACCGAUCCAGGUCCACCCUGCAGAACUACCUGAAGAGGCACGAAGGGAGCGACCUGAAGACCGGCGACAGCGACGCGUCAAACCCCUUCGACAAAGUGGCCAAAGACUUUGGUCUGUCCCAGUCCCACCUGCACCCCUCCACUUCCCAGCAGCCUCAGCAGGCGUCCAGCACCGUGCACAUCCUGUCCCUCCUGCUGCGUCUGCGCCAAUGCUGCUGCCACCUCUCACUGCUCAAAAAGACUCUGGAUUCGUCGGAGCUGGACGGGGACGGCAUCGUCUUGUCUUUAGAGGAGCAGCUCAACGCGCUCUCUCUCUCCUCCGGCCCCUCUUCGCCGGACGCCCCCAAAGACACGGUGGCCCUGAACGGCACGCGUUUCGCCUCUCAGUUGUUUGACGAGCACACCGUGAGCAGCAAGAUUUCUGCCAUCGUUUCUGAGCUGGAGACAAUCCGAGGGAAGGAGGACAAUCAGAAAAGCGUGAUCGUGUCCCAGUGGACCAGCAUGCUCCACAUCAUGGCCGCCCGCCUGGACCUCAUGGGCCUGCGCUACACCGUCAUCGACGGGACCGUCAACCCCGAGCGCCGGAUGGACCGGGUGGAAGACUUCAACACCAACCCCCGAGGAGCACAGGUGAUGCUGCUGUCCCUCUGCGCCGGGGGCGUCGGCCUCAACCUGGUGGGCGGGAACCACCUCUUCCUCAUGGACAUGCACUGGAACCCGGCGUUGGAGGACCAAGCCUGUGACAGAAUCUACAGAGUUGGACAAAAUAAAGAUGUCACCAUCCACAGGUUUGUGUGUGAGGGCACGGUGGAGGAGAAGAUCUCCACCCUGCAGCUGAAAAAGAAGCAGUUGGCCCAGAAUGUUCUGUCAGGAAGUGGGAGCAGCGUCACCAAACUCUCCCUCAAUGACCUCAGGAUCAUUUUUGGUGUUUGAGCCUUUGCACUAUCUAUUUUAAUUGUACUUUUCUUCAUUUAAUCUCUUAUUCCUUCUUCUUCGUUGAAAGGAAGUCUUUGUUUUGUGGAGUGGAUUGUGUAUCUUCUGUAAGUCCUUCAUCUUCACCAUUGCUUCUGCUUCCUUACUGACUAAAUAAAGUCUCAUUGUUUGCACUUUGCACCAA
Molecule: messenger RNA, 4131 nt
Organism: Nerophis ophidion (straightnose pipefish)
Lineage: Eukaryota; Metazoa; Chordata; Actinopteri; Syngnathiformes; Syngnathidae
Gene: ttf2
Product: transcription termination factor, RNA polymerase II
Exons: 22
Coding region: 24-3947 (1307 amino acids)
Molecular function (GO): ATP-dependent chromatin remodeler activity; ATP binding; zinc ion binding
Source: RefSeq, a predicted model, not a curated record